AGUUGUUUUAUAGAUCAACGAGCUGCGCAUGCGCACUAGGUGCGCAGAAACCACUUCAAUGAACACAAAGAAAAAUAUAUUUUCGGGAAAAGAAGAAAAUAGUUUAUAUCCAAUGUGUAGAAUACUCUAUUAUUAUCAUUGUACCUCUAAUUAGAACAUUCCUGUAGGGAUUGGUAAGGUUUUUUCUUGAGAUAAGUCCUUGAAUGCCUUUUCACGUGAAAGAGCGUAUAUAAGGAGUUCAGUCUUAGAAACCUCUGGCACUUUUAGAAGCGAAAAUAAACGUAGAGGAAUUAUCUGUAGUGUCCCGACAAUUAUAGUAGCCAUUAAAAAAUGGCAGCAUACACAUUACCGGAGGGAUUCUCCGAUUUUGACAUGUUUGCAUUCGGUUCAGCUCUUCUUGUUGGGGGUCUUCUUGGAUUCUUCCUCAACGCCAUUUCAAUAUUGGCCUAUAUUAGCGUAAAGCAAAUGCGAACUCCCAGUAAUUUUCUUGUGUUUAACCUUGCUGUGGCUGACAUUAUGCUCAAUUUAAACGGCCUGAUCGCUGCUUACGCCAGUUUAUUUUAUAGACACUGGCCCUGGGGCCAAGACGGAUGUAGCAACCACGCCUUCAUGGGGAUGACAGCAGUUCUGGCCUCUAUCAGUUUCCUGGCUACCAUCGCCUGGGACAGAUAUCACCAAUAUGUGACCAAUCAGAAGCUGUUUUGGAGCACGGCCUGGACUAUUUCAAUCAUUAUCUGGGGGUUGGCCAUCAUCUGGGCGGCUGUCCCUCUGAUUGGUUGGGGAGUUUAUGACUUUGAGCCAAUGGGGACCUGCUGCACACUAGACUACACCAAAGGAGACAUAGACUACAUUACCUAUAUGGGGGCCCUGACUGUCUUCUACCUCAUCUUCCCUGCUUAUGUCAUGAAGUCCAACUACGACGCCAUUCACGCAUACUUCAAGAAGAUCCACAAGCACAGGUGGAACACCAGCAUACCACUGAGGGUUCUGUUGUUCUGCUGGGGACCCUACGAAAUCAUGUGCAUCUACGCCUGCUUUAGCAACGCCAGACUGGUCUCUCCAAAGCUCAGAAUGUUGCUUCCUGUUUUGGCGAAAACAAAUCCUAUUUUCAACGCGUGGCUCUAUUCCUUUGGGAAUGAGUUCUACAGAGGAGGGGUGUGGCAGUUCCUGACUGGCCAGAAGUUUACUGAGCCGGUCGUUGUGAAGUUAAAAGGAAGAUAAAGGAAGUUUUCCAUUCUCACAUUCUAAUUCCAUGGUUACACUACUGUACAGGCCAUGGAAUUAGAAUGUUCCAUUCUCACAUUCUAAUUCCAUGGUUACACUACUGUACAGGCCAUGGAAUUAGAAUGUUCCAUUCUCACAUUCUAAUUCCAUGGUUACACUACUGUACAGGCCAUGGAAUUAAUAUGUUCCAUUCUCACAUUCUAAUUCUAUGGUACAGGCUAUAUCCAAACAACAUCCUCAUCAUGCACUCUCAUUGCAGUAGGUUUCACAUUGGAAGAAUGGUAUUUGUACAAGGUGGUGAACUUAAUGUUAAUUGUUUAUUUAGCUGGCUUGGGAAACCAUGGGUCCAAUGUAGCUUGUCAAUAGCGGUAUGGUGGCUGACUCUCCAUUCAAAUAGACUUUGGGGAGAAGCACCUGCUAUUAGAUUGAAGGAUGUCUCAUGAUUGACUAGACGUAGGACACUCAGUAACCUACGUUGUAAUACAAAUACCACAGUGCUCUUAAUGUUCAUGCUGAGUUAUUUGAAGGUAAUACGACCAGAGAUCAACCUAAAAGUGGACCAAACUUAAGGUUCAAGUCAUGUUAAUGUAAUGCCGUUUUAAAAAUAUUUGUUUUAUAGCCAAUAGCUUUACUUCUAGAAGUUUCCCUGAUGUAUCCCUCCAGCACUGUAAUAAACACCGCAAGGUAUUCUGCCAGGCAGCCGCUCUUCAA
Oncorhynchus gorbuscha (pink salmon) is the source of this 1935-nucleotide messenger RNA. RefSeq names its product RPE-retinal G protein-coupled receptor-like. Gene Ontology annotation, cellular component: membrane. NCBI's taxonomy places the organism in Eukaryota, Metazoa, Chordata, Actinopteri, Salmoniformes, Salmonidae. The transcript is spliced from 7 exons. The record is from RefSeq and is a predicted model, not a curated record. Gene Ontology annotation, molecular function: G protein-coupled receptor activity. Gene Ontology annotation, biological process: visual perception; G protein-coupled receptor signaling pathway; phototransduction. The coding region runs from base 331 to 1221 and encodes 296 amino acids.